UGCAUCGUCCAAUCAGUAAUUGGAUCAGGCUGCAUUGUGUAUGGCAGCAACACUUAUUUUUUCGCGCUGUUGGUGAAAGCUUCGAUUUAUUUUUUCGAACUCAAAUCGUCAAACACAAUGGAAACCUCAAUCGUUGAUCGAAUCGUCGAUGAAAUUAUCGUAACAUGCAUCAAUGGUACCAUGCCGUCCGACGCAAUCGAGCCAGAUGCAUGUGAUGUGAGAGAAACUGAUAACAAAGCAAUUGCCACGCAGAUCGAUGAGGAUGUUCACGAGCAGAUGGAUAUAAACGAACGUUUGGAGGAUCUGGAACUCGAAUGUGAAGAGCCCAUUGAGACAUCCGUUGAUGAUAAAAUGUCACACGAAUCUGUCGACACAAUUGCAGGUUGUGAUUCUGGAGAAGGUGCGGAAGAGAAGGAAAUGGACAUGAAAGAUCGAUUGAAAGCUUUGGAACGUGAUUGUGACGAACUAGUUGAAUCAUUCUUGUCUGAUGAAGUGUCACCCGAAUUCGCAAGCGGUGAUUACGUAGAAGCUGCGGAAGGAAAUGAUAGCAAAGCAACGGCAGCAGACGAAGUUGAUGAGGAAAUGGACAUAAUGGAUCAGUUGGAAGGGCUGGAACGUAAUUGCGACGAGCUAAUUGAAACGUUCGGCGAUGACGAAAUGCCACUAGAGACGAUCCAAGCAAGUACGUGCGGUGACUCCGGAGCAGCUGCAGAAGUAUGUGGUAACAAAGGAACUAUCACACAGAUUGAAGAAGGCACCCAUGAGCUGGAAGCGCUGAAAAGUGAUGUCAACCUUACUGGUGACAACUAUAUCGGCCCCACACAGUGCAGCAAAAGUGAUGUUUCUCCUGUUGAGAAUCAGAAUGACAAAAUGUCGAGCUGUUCAAGCGUUGCCAAGCCACAGUCCAACCCUGAAAAUGCUAUAAAGACAAGAGUCGACCCGUUACGCUCCAGAGGCUUUGCUACGACUGUCUACACUACUAAACGUAAGAUUUGCAAUUUAUUCCUCUUGCAAAAAUCAAGCCACUUCACACCACACCAUGUUAAGUGUGCGGGAUUCCCGAGCCAGUUGACGGACCAUGAGCUAAUAAUGCUCUUCGAAAAGUGUGGUCCGGUCUUCAUUCUUAACCGGGUACGGGGAAAUACGAUAUUUGUUACGUUCACAAACGCUGAAGAUGCCGAAAGAGCGGUCGAAUUGUUCAAUUAUCGCAACGUCCAAGGUCAUAUGGUCCGGGUAGCCAGAUAUCUGCCAUUGUCCCGAUUAGUUGUCAAAGGGAUUUCAGCCGUCGCUACAAGAAGACUGUUAUUUCAACGAUUCGGAAGCGUUACGCACAAUCUACGAUCCGUGGAGGUAUUCAACGAUCUGUUGUACGAAGGCAGAAUUCGUAGAUUUUGUUAUCUCAACUACGACAGCUACGAAGAAGCGUCUCAGGCAAUAGGUCGCAUAACGAGGCUUUGUGACGACGUAAGUGUUGAGUUCGCGAAUCGACGUUUGGAAUGGACAAAAACGCCUGACACAUUGUACAUCACCAAUUUACGCACAACUAUGACUGAGAAAGAAUUGCUGGAUCUGUUCUGCGUUUACGGGAAAAUAACUUUCCUCAGGUUAGUUCGUAACUUUGCCAAAGUUCAAUUUGAACGUGUCGAAGAUGCAACCCGUGCCGCCUCCAACGUCAACAAGAGUCGACUGGGCAAUGAAAAUGUGAAUAUAAAUUCCUUGAAAAUGUGGAUUAAACGCGAAGAUAGGCGAGACCGGAAUUCUCACCAACGUUUCCCCGACAUGUGUGCGCAAAUGGCUCGCCCAUCUUCCUUCAACUCGGACCGAAAUUUGCGGCCAUCAUCCUCCGAUGUGCGUCACCAUAGUUCUCGCCAAUUUCCCUCCGACAUGAGUGAGCAGAAGUCACGUCCAACGACCUCCGAUACGUUUGACAGUAACUCUCGACCAGCAUCAUUAGAAAAGCGUGAUCGUACGUCACAGCCAGCAUCCUCCGAAAUGCGUGGCCGGAAAUAUCGCAAAUCGUCUGCCGACACGCUGUUUUUGAAGAACUUACGGCCAAGCAUAACCGCUAUCGAUUUGCGUAAAUUGUUUUCCGUCUACGGCGAAGUGGUCACAGUGGACAAAGAAAACAACUCGGCAUCGGUUCAAUUCAGCAAACAGAAAAACGCUAAGCGCGCUGCUCAAGACAUCGACAGAAGCAGUCUGGGCGAUAACGUGCAAAUUUCAUUUGUUGAACAAAUGAAAACAUCGGAUACGCUGCACAUUUACAAUAUGUGCGACGACAUGACCACCAAACGAUUGCGGACAAUUUUCUCCGAUUAUGGUGAAGUGAUGGACGUCGACUUACAUAGUGGCAUUGCUACCGUUGGCUUUCGCUGUAAGAGCAACUGCGAACGGGCUAUGGAAAGCGUCAAGAGAAGUCAAUUGGGUAAGAAUGUUGAGAUUUCAUUUUUUGCAAAAGAAAAGCACUAAAGGGUAGGGUGUCAACUACCACACAUUUUUUUUUCACAAUUUUUUCUCAUGGAAACUUUUCCAUAUCAUUGAAGAUGAUUUUUUUUGAAUAUUUUGGUACAAAACGUUUGAUUGGUGGAAUUUUGAAAUUGUAUUCUUUUUGAACAUAAAU
Bradysia coprophila is the source of this 2620-nucleotide messenger RNA. RefSeq lists its product as uncharacterized. NCBI's taxonomy places the organism in Eukaryota, Metazoa, Arthropoda, Insecta, Diptera, Sciaridae. Gene Ontology annotation, molecular function: RNA binding. The record is from RefSeq and is a predicted model, not a curated record.